AUGUCGGCAACGAAAGACCCCAUCACCUGCCACAUCCUCGAUACCACCGCCGGCCGGCCUGCAAAGGGCGUUCGGGUGAAGCUGGAGGGCGGACAUGCGCCACUGAAGACAUUUGAGUCGCAGACCGAUGACGAUGGCCGGGUCAAAUCUUGGCUGCCAUACAGCAGCGAGCAUGAAGCGGGCGAUGUGCCAAUCUACACACUGGAGGAGAUCUUGGCCGAGAUUGAGGGGACAUCCACAUGGACCUUGAGAUUCUAUACUGAGGCGUACUUUGGCGAGGGGAACACGUUCUUUCCCGAGGUGGUCGUUACAUUCAAGGUGCAAAAGGGCCAGCAUUACCAUGUGCCGUUACUUUUGUCCCCGUAUAGCUACUCAACUUACAGAGGAAGCUAG
Truncatella angustata is the source of this 393-nucleotide messenger RNA. RefSeq lists its product as uncharacterized. The record is from RefSeq and is a predicted model, not a curated record. Gene Ontology annotation, molecular function: hydroxyisourate hydrolase activity. NCBI's taxonomy places the organism in Eukaryota, Fungi, Ascomycota, Sordariomycetes, Amphisphaeriales, Sporocadaceae. Gene Ontology annotation, biological process: purine nucleobase metabolic process. The transcript has a single exon. Bases 1 to 393 code for a protein of 130 amino acids.